GGCGGGGUGGUAGUCCUCUGCUCCCGCUCUACUAGUGGCAGCUGCCUGUCUGUAAAGCCCAGGUUCCCAGAUGCUGAAGGGUGGGACCCUCAGGACUGUGGCUGUCACAGCAGGUGUGACAAUCGCCCUGUCUCAUGCAGGUGGAAUUCUGCAAGUCCUUUGGGGACCCAACAAAGCCCGAGCCUGGAGCAAACAUGCCCAGAGACCAAGGCAGCCUGAGCAGCCCUCACAAGGCUCUGUCCCCCCGGAAAUUAAGAAGGAUGACAAGAAGAAAAAGGCCCCACGUGAACUGGAGCAGCUGAAGGAAGACACCGAGUUCCAGAAGUUCCUUUCAGUUCACCAGAAGCGGACACAGGUGGCCACUUGGGCAAAUGGUGCCCUGGACACUGAGCCCCCAGAAGGGAAGAGCAAGCCGGCCAGUGACUACCUGAACUUUGACUCUGAUUCUGGGCAGGAGAAUGAGGAGGAGGCCGCAAGGAGAAGCUGGUAGGUGAGGCUUGGGCGC
Ictidomys tridecemlineatus (thirteen-lined ground squirrel) is the source of this 505-nucleotide messenger RNA. The record is from RefSeq and is a predicted model, not a curated record. NCBI's taxonomy places the organism in Eukaryota, Metazoa, Chordata, Mammalia, Rodentia, Sciuridae.